UCCAUUCAAAUGCCGACCCUACAACGCAACAAGCUCAGCGUCACCUCAUGCUGGGGCCUCGCGUACCACUCUCUUGCAUACGGCAGCCGCUACAGCGUUCAUUUUCACUUUCGCCGAAGCGAUCAAAUUGGAUUCGUAGAGCAUCUACUGGUCCAAAAUUGGCGAACAUGGCGAUACCGACUUACCUGACUGGCGAUAAAGCUGCCAUCGAGUCAUUCAUUGACAAGUUCGAUGUAUGACCACGACCUAGGCCACUGUACAUAUGAUAUACCUGGGCUGAUCACGGAACAGACGUUUCUGUUCGACUGUGAUGGUGUCCUCUGGUCUGGCGAUCACCUCUUCCCCAAGGUUCCAGAGACGAUAUCUCUCCUCCGUAAAAAGGGCAAACAGCUCGUCUUCGUGACAAACAACUCGACCAAAUCCCGCGCAGACUACAAGAAGAAAUUCGAUAAAGUGGGCAUUGAAGCCUAUGAAGAGGAGGUUUUUGGCUCAUCAUACAGUGCAGCAGUCUACAUUGCUCGCAUCAUGAAACUGCAAGCUCCAAAGAACAAAGUCUUCGUCUUGGGCGAAACAGGAAUUGAGCAAGAGUUGCAAAGCGAAGGUGUACCAUACAUCGGCGGCACGGACGAGAGUUUCCGUCGAGAAUGCACCGAUGCCGAUUUCAAGAGCAUUGCAGAUGGGUCGGCCUUGGAUAAGGAUGUCGCUGUUGUGUUGACAGGAUUGGAUUUCCAUCCUUCGUAUCUGAAAUAUUCGCUUGGGCUCGCAUAUAUUCGGCAACAAGGCGCGCACUUUCUUGCGACGAAUAUCGAUUCGACGUUGCCGAAUGCUGGGUCGCUAUUCCCUGGCGCGGGAAGUAGUAGUGCGCCGUUGGUCACUGCCACGGGUCAGACGCCCUUGGCGUUGGGAAAGCCGAGCCAGGCGAUGAUGGAUGCCGUGGAGGGCAAGUUCAAACUCGACAGGAAGAAGACGUGUAUGGUGGGUGAUCGAUUGAACACGGAUAUACAGUUCGGUAUUGAGGGUAGAUUGGGAGGCACACUGGCGGUUCUAACGGGCGUCACUCAGAAGGAGGAGUUUUUGGCUGAAGGCGCGAGUGUCGUGCCGAGUGCUUAUGUGGAUCAGCUGAGUGAUUUGCUCGGGUGAUCUUAUAGGACUGCUGGAUGCGCGCUGCAAGCUGCUACGUAGGAGGGAAUAGAAUCUAUACAGUCUGUGAGUAGAGCUUCGUCUGUGUUCAACGAAUCUCAAACCUGCCUCCAGUUACGAACGCUCACUCGUUUUACCAGUGGCCGUAGCGGUAGCUCAGCGACGAUGGCCUUUUGUAAAUGAUCAACAUACUUGCACGAC
Messenger RNA from Cercospora beticola, 1341 nucleotides. The record is from RefSeq and is a predicted model, not a curated record. NCBI's taxonomy places the organism in Eukaryota, Fungi, Ascomycota, Dothideomycetes, Mycosphaerellales, Mycosphaerellaceae.